Metarhizium album ARSEF 1941 is the source of this 648-nucleotide messenger RNA. RefSeq names its product Protein kinase-like domain protein. Lineage: Eukaryota; Fungi; Ascomycota; Sordariomycetes; Hypocreales; Clavicipitaceae. The transcript is spliced from 2 exons. The record is from RefSeq and is a predicted model, not a curated record. Bases 1 to 648 code for a protein of 215 amino acids.
AUGGACACCGCUGGGCUUCCUAGACACCUCCAAAAUAUGCGGACUUCGUUUGUCAAGGCGCAAGCCCAGUUCCCAAUGGAGGACAAGUUUCCGCCAACUCUAGCCCCGGAAGAUGGGCCAAUUAUUGCACAGCUCAACAUGUAUUACAUCUCCUAUUACGUCACGGAACGUGUUUUUGUCAAGCGGCAGCCCCAUCAAGACGAAAUGGGCCUGGACGUCCACGGUAGCCCUGUUGUGGUCUCUUAUGUUGCUGAUCGCCUUCGAAACGAGGCCGCAGUCCUAGACUUCGUCGCGGCACAGACAAAAAUCCCCGUCCCCAAGCUGCUUAGGGUGUGGGAGCAAAACGGACUGGUACAUCUGAAGACAGAAUUUAUAGGGCACGGCGUCGGGCUCGACGACAUCGGUAAGGCCGAUCUACCCAAGGCUCUGGAGGUGGUUUCUGCCCAGCUGAGGCAGGAUAUCCUGCCGCAACUCGACAGAAUCCCCCAUCAACCUCGCAUGGGAAGCCCAGACGCUACUUUGCCUCUCAUUCCGCCGCACUGGAUGUGGGACUGCAAGGAGAACAGGGGGGCAGUCUGCCGCAGUCAGGAUGUUUGCACACAGUCCACAGAUGAAGUUGGCAUAUCAUGCAUUCUUCGACUUGACUAA